AUGCCGACCCAGGAGGAACUCACUCGAGGCAUCAAGCAAGACAUCUUCCAGGCCUCGCUCGACGAGGCAAUAAUCCGAGAGCGAAACGACCCCUUGGAUCCGAUCCAGCGGAGCGUCAUCACGGACCGCGGCGCAACAAGCGACUACAAGGUUCAAGCCCUGCUCAGAGCAUGCAUCCAUGGUCAUAUGGCUGGUGCGUCCAGCAGCCCGGCCUCUCUCAUCGUCGUCGAUUACCAGCUCCAGUCGCUCAAGCAGAACAGCGUCUUUACCUCUGUGACCACCAGCUUUACAUUCUCAGAGCACCCCGAUACUUCAGAGGAGAGCAAAGCUUUGCCCAGUGUCAUCGCGUACGCUCCGUUUGAGCGUCCAGUCAGGCUUAACCAGUCUACUGCAACCGAGGGCAAGACCACUACAACCCAGUUCAGCAUCUCCCCACAGGUCAAGGGCAUCAGCCUGGGAAAUUUCACGCUGGGGCGCGACAAGACGUCGAGCCACGAGCAAAAAUACUUUGAGCAAGGGAGGGCGGGGAGACAUCAUGACCACGGCAGGCCGAACCUCGUGUGGUGGAAUCUCGUCCACAACAAGAGCCAGGGCUCCGAGGUGACCCCCCAGUUCCGGGUUGCGAUCCUAGUCGAGAGGAAGGGCAGCGCCAAGUUUCAGGCCGACUUUAAGAUUGCCGCUGAAGGAGGUUUCGGCUACAAGAUCCAGGAACUCAAGGACAGGUGGCUUUACAGGACAGCCAUUGACGACCCUGUCAUUUUUGACCCGGAGAAGGAGCCUAUGGGGGACCUGGAGGGCAUCGAUGCUAAUGAGCUCGGCAAGUUGAAGAAGAGAGAGAGGCUGGAGGUCCUUUCUUAUUUCCCGGGACUAGAGAUUCUAGGGGAUGGGGGACAGUGA
This is a messenger RNA of Fusarium keratoplasticum, 897 nucleotides long. RefSeq lists its product as uncharacterized. The transcript has a single exon. Lineage: Eukaryota; Fungi; Ascomycota; Sordariomycetes; Hypocreales; Nectriaceae. Bases 1 to 897 code for a protein of 298 amino acids. The record is from RefSeq and is a predicted model, not a curated record.